AUGAAUACGCCGCCUGAAACAAACUGUGCUGUAUGCUCAAGGCCUAGCAAUGCAUUCAAUUACGGCGUACUAUCUUGUAAUGCGUGCAAGAUGUUCUUCCGAAGAGCAAUCCUCGGAAAAUCUGAGAAAUUCUGUAAAAACAAUGGAAAUUGUGACCAACUCAACUCUAUUCUGGCCUGUAAACUAUGCAGAUUCCAAAAAUGUUUGCAUCUCGGAAUGAAAUUGAACACAAAUCAAUAUGUGAAUCUGUCAGAUCUCAUCAACAGUUUAUCGAAACGAAAUGCCGAAAGAUCCAAUAAAUUAUUGAAUUAUCAAUGUGCUGAUGAUCCAACUUUAUCUCAAGUCAUCAAUAAAUUUCCACUAUUUUCAAAAAAAUCAACUGAUCAAGUAUUCUCGAAAUCUGAUUGGGGAUUCAUGGAACAACUGACAACUAUCGAAUUCAUGAGUAAAUUUGAAUUUGCUCAGCUACUAGAUCCGGAUGAUUUACUAGUAAUAUUCAAAGCAUCUUGCUUUAAAACUGCUUCGCUUAUCAAGGCGAUUCGAUCGUAUUCUCUGAAAUCCGAAUUUCUACAGUAUCCAGAUGGAGAUAGUAUUGUUCCAGAACAACUGAUUCCAUAUUGUGCUUCUGAUUUUCUUGCAAGAGUUCAAAGUAGAUUAAUCGGGAAACUGAUUGAACUGAAUAUAAAAGAAGAAGAAUUCCUGUUGCUCAUUUCAGUACUUUUGUGUAAUCCUGCAAUCAAUCACCUAUCAGAUGAUGGCCGAACAAUAAUAAGUAUCCAACAGAAAAUCUAUACAUCGGCUUUGUUCCAGUAUUGUCUUAUCACUUAUCAACAGUUUGGACCAUCAAGAUUCAAUGAAUUACUAUCAGUAUGUCACAUAAUCAACAGGCACAUGGAAGAUAUUGGACAAUUGUGUUUUAUGUUCACUUUUCGGCCACCAACUGAAAAAUACAAGAAAUUGUGUGCAGAGCUUCUGAACUGUUGA
Molecule: messenger RNA, 984 nt
Organism: Caenorhabditis remanei
Lineage: Eukaryota; Metazoa; Nematoda; Chromadorea; Rhabditida; Rhabditidae
Exons: 3
Coding region: 1-984 (327 amino acids)
Biological process (GO): regulation of DNA-templated transcription
Molecular function (GO): sequence-specific DNA binding; zinc ion binding; DNA-binding transcription factor activity
Source: RefSeq, a predicted model, not a curated record